AAGCAUCCACACAAUUAAAAUAAAAACCCUUUUGUGAGCAGAAACGUCUGAUUGACAUACAGAUAAACCCCAGAGACACUGCAGGGUGUCAGAUGCUCCAAAAAAACCUCUACCUUUCCCUCCCUCUCUGCCUUUUCUUCCUCUCCACACAGAACAGGUCCCCACAGAGAACGCCGGCGUCUCAUUGGCUGGCUCAUCACAGGAGUGGAUGGGAGAGAGAUAGAGUAGCGAGGGGGCGAAAAAGCUCAAGAAGAUGCAACUACUCUGCCGUGGCAGUAGUAUCACACCUCACAGUCCGCCGGGCUGAAGGAUGCUGGAGCGCGUUCGGGAUGACAAAAGCUCCUCAGCUCUCUGAGAGAUGCAGACGAGCAUCUGAUCUCACCUGGACUUCUUCAGAACAGAGCAGCUGUCUGUGAUUGCCGAUUUCAAUUCCUCGGAGCUGAGAGAAUUUGCACGAAGGGAAGGUUGGUUUGAUAUACUGUAAAUGUGCCACUCUCCGCUCUGCACCAGCCUGUCGCCCUUAAGGUCGGCUGAGACUCCCGGGACGCUUCCAGCUGUGCCUCUGAGAUGGUGUGAGAAGCAGCCCGCUCUUGGCCGCCCCACAUCUGGGUCAAGAUGCCCGUAAUGAAGGGCCUCCUGGCCCCACAAAACACCUUCCUGGACACCAUCGCCACGCGCUUCGACGGCACCCGUGUGCCUUUCUGGUGUCUGCUGGACAUCGUUCCCAUAAAGAAUGAGAAGGGGGAGAUGGUCCUCUUCCUCUUCUCCUUCAAGGACAUCACUGACACUUAUGGGAAAGGACAUCACAGCAAUAAAAAUGACGCUGCAGAGGACAGGAGGCAAAGGAGGAGGAGCCACUCUCACUUCAGUAAGGCCAGGAAGCGAGGACGCACCAUGCUGUACCAACUGACCAGCCAUUUCUCCAGAGGGGGCAAAGGAGAUGUCAACCUGGGUGGAAACAUGGUGGACAAGCCGUCCAUCCCCGAGUACAAAGUGGCGGCGGUGCAGACGUCUCGCUUCAUUCUGCUCCACUACAGCGUCUCCAAGGCCCUGUGGGAUUGGUUGAUCCUGCUGGCCACCUUCUACGUGGCUGUUACCGUCCCCUACAACGUCAGCUUCACGCCGCACGAUGACGCCGUCACGGCCGCGCGCUCCACCAUCGUCAGUGACAUCGCCGUGGAGAUGCUCUUCAUCAUCGACAUUAUCCUGAACUUUCGCACCACCUACGUGAGUCAGUCAGGCCAGGUGGUGUACGAAGCCCGCUCCAUUUGCAUCCACUACGCCACGACUUGGUUCUUUGUGGACUUGGUUGCAGCUCUUCCCUUUGACCUGUUAUAUGCCUUCAACAUCACAGUAACCUCGUUGGUCCACCUGCUAAAGACGGUGCGUCUGCUGCGACUCCUUCGUCUUCUGCAGAAGCUUGACCGCUACUCCCAGUACAGCGCCAUGGUGCUGACCCUACUGAUGUCAGUGUUUGCCCUGCUGGCGCACUGGAUGGCCUGUGUCUGGUACAUGAUUGGACGCAAGGAAAUCGACACCAACGAGACGUGGGAAAUUGGAUGGCUCCACGAGCUGGGGAAGCGACUGGAGACGCCCUACGUGAACAGCACGGCAGGCGGUCCCACCGUGCGCAGCUCCUACAUCGCCGCCCUGUACUUCACCCUCAGCAGCCUGACCAGUGUGGGCUUCGGAAACGUCUGUGCCAACACCGACGCCGAGAAGAUCUUCUCCAUCUGCACCAUGCUCAUCGGCGCUCUCAUGCACGCUGUGGUCUUUGGUAACGUCACCGCCAUCAUCCAGCGCAUGUACUCCCGCCGAUCCCUCUACCACACUCGCAUGAAGGACCUGAAGGACUUCAUCCGAGUGCACCGCCUCCCUCAGCAGCUCAAACAGCGCAUGCUGGAGUACUUCCAGACAACAUGGUCAGUCAACAACGGCAUCGACGCUAACGAGCUCCUGCACAACUUUCCUGAUGAGCUGAGGGCCGACAUCGCCAUGCACCUGAACAAGGAUAUCCUCCAGCUGCCCGUCUUUAAGGGGGCCAGUCGUGGCUGUCUGCGCUCGCUCUCCCUUCACAUAAAAACCUCUUUCUGCGUACCGGGGGAGUACCUGAUCCGGCAGGGUGACGCUCUGCAUGCCAAUUACUUUGUCUGCUCCGGGUCUCUAGAGGUGUUGAAGGAUGACAUGGUGUUGGCUAUAUUAGGAAAAGGAGACUUAAUUGGAUCGGAUUUGCCUGGGAGUGAGCAGGUGAUCAAGACCAACGCGGACGUGAAAGCCCUCACCUACUGCGAUCUCCAGUACAUCAGUGUACGCGGACUGAGAGAGGUGCUGGAACUGUACCCCGAGUAUGCAAGCGUGUUUGCCUCGGACAUCCACAACAACCUGACCUACAACCUGCGUGAAGGCAGCCAGGGCGAGGGCUUAAACAGAUUUUCCAGGUCACCAAGACUUCACCAUGAGUCCAGGCUGCCAUCUAUUGUGGAGACCAAAGGCAGUGGCAUCUCGGACGACUCCUUCCACCUCUCUCCAACCGCUCGCUCUCGCCGGAACCUCCUGCUCCCAAACUUCACCAGCCCCGUCCGCCGCACCUCCCUGGGGAACCUGCUGGGGGACGAGCUGCGGCAGUUCAACGCUCUCAGACGCUGCCGCUCGCCGAACCUCAGCCGAGGUUUCCUCGGUCAGAGCCCUCAACCACCUUCAAAGAAGGAGCACAGCAACUCUGGCUCCGCCUCCAAUUUAUCCAAAGGACAGUCGGAGCCUGAGCAGAAGCCGUCCAAGCUGCUCAUCCCCACUUUAACCUGCUCGGCACCCCCAGAUCUCAGCCCAAGGGUUGUAGAUGGCAUCGAAGACAACGGGCACACGUUUCAUUUCACUGUGGAACACAGCGGGCCCGGUGCCAGCGCCGGCGGCACCACCCACGAGUCCAGACAAGCCAACGCUGCUCUGCUGUUGGAAACUGAGGAAGUCCGGCAAAGCAUUAACCAGCUCAACGUAAAGAUGGGCAAAUUAAACCAGGAAGUAUCGGAGCUGACCAAAGGCCUUCACCAAAUGAUGCAUCUUCUAGAGGGUCACCUGUCUGUCCGUCAGUACAGGGCGUCUAUACCCUCCUGCUCUUGUUCUCUCCAACUGGUGUCCAGUCCUGCAACACUCAACAAAACUUACAGACCAUCUAAUUCUGCUUCCUACUGCCUUCAAAGUGAAGCUAAAAUCCCCCAAACCUCGCUGGAUCAAAGUGAGUUGGGCGGAGAGCUUUGGAGUCACAGUGGGAUGACUGACUCCCAAACUGGGAGUCAUCAACCCUUUUGUCAAUCAAACAACCAUCAACCACUUUCCAAAAACCCUGUAGGUCUGUGUCUUAGCUGUGAGAGGGUGACUUCACAUCAAUGGAUGAGUCCACCUCUACUUCGUAUCAGUUCAGACUACCAAGCAGGAAGUCCUCACACACCGAACAAGGUUUCAAGAGCUCCCAGUCCUGAUCCGACGACCAGCCACUCCCCUUCCAUCUUGUGCUCGCAGCCUCCCAGUGAUGACGAUGAAUACUCUUGCCUUUUGCCCAACGCUCCUACAAGUACAUCCACACUACUGGAGCCACCAGCCACAAAUGAAACUGUCAGCAGUGAGAAAUCCCCUCCAUCGUCUCACACUCUGACCCAAGAUACGGCUAUUUUACAAAUCGAUGACUUGCCCCAGUCUCCUCACCCCAUCUUCACCGCUGCACCUUUGCUCCACUCCAAGCCAUCUUCUCUGGAUACGGAAUUACCACUGGAUGUCUCCUGUCUCCCAUUGGGUGACCCGUCCACGCUGGAGCACAACAGUUUGGAGUGUUUUCUGGGAAACAGAGACUCCACGGAGAGCAGGGACAGCGGCAGCGCGUCCUCUCGAAGAUCAAGCAUCGGUGUCCAGACUAAGAGCUCUGAGCAGUCCUGGUGCUUGGACCUCAACGAGUGAGGUGUUGGGCGGACUGGAAGAAAGCAGGACUCAGAGAGGCUUGUGUUUGUCAUCUACAGCUACUUACAGUAUUCAUAGAGAUUUUGCUAAAGGUCAGAGAAGGUGCUCUAUUUCCUACUCUUCUUCUUGGGCUCUCACUAUUGUCUUUCUAUGCAAAAGCAUGCAUUUGAGCAUUACCUUGGCUGCACUUGUGUUUCCUUAACAAAAUCUCUACAACAGCAGUUGCAGUAUGAGUUGUAUCUUUUCUAUAUGGCGUUUUGAUCUUACCUUUUGCACGGUAAAGUAUUUUUACUCUUUUUUUUCCCAAGGAAAAGCCUUCCAGAUCAAUGUGUGAGCAUUCUACAUGUUUGUGUUCACUGAUACUGCAUUUGUAUGGCAGAUAAGUCAGUUAAGUUAUUUAAAGGAACAAAAAUGUCUAUUUUCUUUGCUUGUUGGAAAUACCCACCAAAUCAUCUUAAAAAUUGCCUUUUGAACAUUUUUUUCUUCGUUUUGUUUCACUAUUUUAAGAAUUCAAGCCUAAAUUUUAUCAACUAGUACACGAAAUAUAAUUAAUUCUAGCUAUAAGUCCAGUUAAAAAAAUCCCCUUUGAUGCUUGAAGUAUAAAUGAAUGUCUUUACUCUUUUUCAAUUGAUGAUAAGCACAAAAUUGUUCCUUUAGUUUAGAAACUGUUCAAAUAUUUUUAAACACCUGUAAUGAACUUGCUGCUGUUAAAUUAAUGUAUAAAUAUAUUUAAGGAAAUGUCCAUUUAAAUAUUUAAGGCCUGUUUGUUUGCAAAAUGUGAAUGAAAGACAUAUAUUGAUAUAUAUAAGAAUCUUUUUAAAUGAGUUUUAUUUUGGUUGAUAAAGUAAAUAUGCAGGAAAUGUU
Molecule: messenger RNA, 4812 nt
Organism: Oryzias melastigma (Indian medaka)
Lineage: Eukaryota; Metazoa; Chordata; Actinopteri; Beloniformes; Adrianichthyidae
Gene: kcnh4b
Product: potassium voltage-gated channel, subfamily H (eag-related), member 4b
Biological process (GO): regulation of membrane potential; potassium ion transmembrane transport
Cellular component (GO): membrane
Molecular function (GO): voltage-gated potassium channel activity
Source: RefSeq, a predicted model, not a curated record